This is a messenger RNA of Ruditapes philippinarum (Manila clam), 709 nucleotides long. Its product is annotated as complement C1q-like protein 3. Bases 47 to 649 code for a protein of 200 amino acids. Lineage: Eukaryota; Metazoa; Mollusca; Bivalvia; Venerida; Veneridae. The transcript is spliced from 2 exons. Gene Ontology annotation, molecular function: protein binding. The record is from RefSeq and is a predicted model, not a curated record.
UGACACAAAUUUCUAACAUAUAUCAUAUGUGUCUUCAUAUAAAAUUAUGAAAUCGUUACUUCUGAUAUUGUUAGUUGUAGUUUCCCUAUCUGGAACUAUCUGUGUGACAAUACAAGAACUUGCUGAUCAGAAUGAACUUCUUGCAGCUACUGUCAAACGUUUGGAAAAGAAACUUGAAGAUCUAGUACAAACGGUGAGGGAUUGCAAGUCUCCUUCGCGAAGACAAUCUUACGAAGGACCUGUAGCAUUUACUUACAAGCUAAUACCUAAGGCAACAGAUGUCGUGCGAGAUAAGGCAAUAGUAUUUCCAACAAGAGUCACAGAUCUAGGUUCUGGGUAUGAUAACUCUACAGGCAUAUACACAGCACCUCAGCCGGGUGUCUACAUGAUCAGUUGCUCCUUGCUGGCCGACCAUGACAUGAACUCCAAUCCAAUGCUUCACGCAUCUAUAAUUGUCGACGGAAUGAAAAUGGCUAACGUGUUUGCUUAUUCCGAAUCGGGAACUCAUCGGGACCAAGGUGCAAAUACUAUACUAGUUAACUUGAAGAAAGGCUCGCAGGUGUGGAUACAAGUAAAAGAUUCGGCACAUGUUACUAUUGGUGGUGAGCACUAUUCCACAUUCUCCGGUUAUUUACUUUGGCAGUUGUAGUUAUGUGUAUUUUUGGCUUAAUAUUUCAUUUAUGUCCAAAAUAAAAUUAUAGUUUCUUUU